AGUAACUUAAACCUGAGCUCUGGAGCGCAUGUCUUCCAGAGCGUUCGAGCCCGAGGAUGGAGCCAAACCUGCGGACAACCACUGCGUCGUCACCCUGGUGGACCAUCGUCGUCCUCCUCUCAGUCUCCACACUCACACAGAGCCGGUUAGUGCAGAACACCAGCCCCACCUGGACACCCAGCUACACCCAACAGCAGCAGCAGCAGAGCCCGGUGAUGGGGGUGACGGUGAGGCGGCUGGAGAUGAGGGUGACAGGGCUGGAGAUGAUGGGGCUGGAGAUGAGGGUGACAGGGCUGGAGAUGAUGGGGCUGGAGAUGAGGGUGAGGCCACUGGAGAUGAGGGGGACGGGACUGGAACUGAGGAUGCUGGAGCUGAGGUUGAGGCGACUUGAGAUGAGGGGGACAGGACUGGAACUGAGGGUGCUGGAGCUGAGGUUGAGGCGACUUGAGAUGAGGCUCGGUGCGCGGCCUCGGCCUGUGGUGCUCCGGUGCCACCCGGACUCCAUGGAGGUCGUGGUCCAGGCGGACUUGUUUGACACGGGCCUCCAGGUGGACGGUAGACACCUGCGGCUGGGUUCGGAACCAGCAGCCGAAUACAGUGCGUGUAGCGCGGCCCCGUCAGGAAAGGCUGAAUUCACCAUCUGGGCCCAUCUCAUGGACUGUGGCACCAAACUCUCAUCUACCAAAGAGAAGAUCAUCUAUUCUACUAUCCUUGUCUACUCACCUGAAACUCCCCCUGAUGGUUUGCAUCGGUUGGAUGGUGCAACAAUUCCAGUUGAAUGUCAUUAUGAAAAGAGGUAUGCUCUGGAUGGCAUUUCUCUGCAGCCCACCUGGAUUCCUCUCGUCUCCACGACCUCGGCUGAGGACCAUAUCGCUUUCAAUCUGCGUAUCAUGACUGAGGACUGGCAGUUUGAGAGGGCAUCUUACUCAUAUUUCCUCGGUGACCCCAUUCACUUUGAAGUCUCGGCCAUCCCUGGUAACCACGUGCCCCUCCGAGUCUAUGUUGACCAAUGUGUUGCCACAGCAACUCUUGAUGCAGAGGCAAAAAUAAAAUAUGGCUUUGUUGAGCGUUAUGGGUGCCUUACUGACGCUUACCUGACAAACUCCAGCUCCCAUUUCCUACCGAGAGCUAAGGAGCACCAGCUGAGAUUUCAGCUGGAUGCCUUCAAGUUCUACCAAGAGCCCAGAAACCAGGUCUACAUAACCUGCUAUGUGAAGGCUGUUCCUGUCACAUCAACUGUCAGCGCACAAAACAGGGCCUGCUCUUUGAUUGAGAACAGAUGGAGGUCGGUCGAUGGGAAUGACCAGGAAUGUAGAAGCUGCGACAUCUCCCACCGGAUCGAGGAGCCUCCACUCACAGAGGCCCCCGACGCUAUCGGCUGGUCCAACAUGAUUCCUCAGGAAGGUUCAGUCCAGAACAGACCCGGACAACCUCCAGCCACUUACAUGCACCUGAGGCCACACGACAAACCUCAUCAAUCCUCUGCUAGAUUAAUGAAGAGAGGAACAGAGCAGAAAGCAGAAGGAACUCUACAGCUGGGACCCCUCACUGUGCUCCCAUCCAGAAAAUAUGUAUCAAGUCCAACAAAUUCAAGAACUGUGCUUUCACUAAACAAGACUACCUGACAUCGAGGGUGGCACACUGGAACAAUGAUUCCGUUGCUGUGAACAGGAUACACAUCAUCAUUUGACUGUCACCUGACUUGAGAUCAUGUUUCCUGGGAACUUUUCUUUCAAGAAUUUUCAAUCCAACCACUUUUUAUGUACUUCAAACUGUAUUUUUGUGCCAGUUGUGUUUUCUGUAAAAAUGUUAAACACUUUUUUUUUCCAAUAACUGUUUUACCACAUCAAACUGGUGCUUUUUAUUUUAUCUGCCUCGUGUGAGAACACGAUCAUUUUCUCCAUGAUGUGAUAUCUGAUCUUUACAAAAUUCGACAUCCUGUAGUUCUUGGCCGAGAACUCGAUAUGGCCUCAGCAAACAAUUUAAUUUGUAAUGGAUUUUAAGCACUCAGACUCAUUAGGCCCGAGCAGCAGAGGGAUGCGUUGUGUGUUUGUGUGAAACAUCCUGACAUCCACCGUGUAUAUUCACCAAACACAGUACAGGAUAUUUUGAACAGAGAACAGUAGACAUGCUAUUAGGGAGUACUUCCCUCCAUUACCACCCACAGCCUACUCAUCUAGUCGUAUAAUUGAUUAAUCAUUGCGAGGAAUAUAUAAAGGGAUCUAUAAUGAUUGCUUUGCCUGCCACAUCCAGUAAAAUCUGACCAAUUUCUUUGUAAUAAAGUCCUACUG
Molecule: messenger RNA, 2291 nt
Organism: Platichthys flesus (European flounder)
Lineage: Eukaryota; Metazoa; Chordata; Actinopteri; Pleuronectiformes; Pleuronectidae
Product: zona pellucida sperm-binding protein 3-like
Exons: 10
Coding region: 57-1625 (522 amino acids)
Biological process (GO): egg coat formation; positive regulation of acrosome reaction; binding of sperm to zona pellucida
Cellular component (GO): extracellular matrix
Molecular function (GO): acrosin binding
Source: RefSeq, a predicted model, not a curated record